CCUCGUCGCAUCCCCGGGUCUGUGGUGGUUGGCGCGUCGGCUCGGAGAUGCCACAGGAGCUGGCGGCGGAACAGCGGGGACGGCUCCUGCGCUCUCUGAACACACGGGAGCCCUCUCACGUGAUCUUUUGUAAUCGGAGCCCCCGGGUGGUCAUCCCCAUCUGGCUGGACUUCGAGGGCCAGCCACAGCCCUACCCGGUCCUGCAGCCGGGCACCGGCCGGAGGAUGUACAGCUACCUCGAACAUCUUUGGCUGUUCAGAGAUGCAGAAACAGAUGAUGGACUUCUUGUCAAUCAGACAGAGCUGUUUGUGCCUACUCGCACUGUGAAUGGCCAGCCCAUAUUUGCAAAUAUCACACUUCCAGUGUUCAGUCUGAAAGAGAGGUGUCUUCAGGUUAUUCGCAGUCUGGUAAAACCAGUGGACUACAGGAGAUUGGAUAUUGUUCGGUCAUUAUAUGAAGAUCUGGAAGAUCAUCCCGACAUUAGGAAGGAUCUUCAACGGCUGUCUCUGGAAAGAAGUUAAAUGAUAAGGAAUGGUUUCUUAUCUGUUUCUGCAUCUCUGUGUCCCUGAUUUAAAAUGAACAUCAUUCAUUCCAGACUCUUAAGUGGGGAAGAAAACUCUACUGGGAAACUACUGUGUGUAAGUGAUGUUAACCACAUUGAAACACAUUUCAAGAGCUGAGUAGGUGUCAGGAUUUCAUGCUCUGAAAGGUGCCUGCUCUCAUUUGGUUUCAAUAUAUAAAAUUUAUUAGGAUGGCAAGAGCAAGAUUCAAGAGAUCAAAUAGUAUGUAACAUAUACCAAGUUUAUGAUGUUUCAGUUUAAACAUAGUAGAC
Emys orbicularis (European pond turtle) is the source of this 832-nucleotide messenger RNA. RefSeq names its product von Hippel-Lindau tumor suppressor (gene VHL). The coding region runs from base 48 to 521 and encodes 157 amino acids. NCBI's taxonomy places the organism in Eukaryota, Metazoa, Chordata, Testudines, Emydidae. The transcript has 3 exons. Gene Ontology annotation, biological process: protein ubiquitination. The record is from RefSeq and is a predicted model, not a curated record. Gene Ontology annotation, cellular component: VCB complex; nucleus.